GCCUCGCGGGCGACGCGGUGGAUCCCGAGCUGCUCGCCGCCUUCAACGCCGCGCGUGCAGGUCCCUUCGGCAAGCCCGACGCGUACGAUGCGGAGGAGGUGGCGAACUUUGUGCGGGCGGACCUGCGGCGGCUGGAGGAGCAGUGCCUGAGCGUCAUCAACCGCUGCAACGUGCCGGUGCCGGGCGCCAUGAACCUGUACGACCCGCACGUGUCGUGGCCACACGUGGAGAAGUUAGAGCCGUGGGUGCGCAUGGCGGAGUUCUGGACAUCCUCCUCCGACACCUCUUUCACCGAGCUGGAGAUGUCUACGGCGCACUAUGAAUUUAGGAAACAUUUUCGCGUGGUUGUGUGUAAACUUCCGUUUCAGAGCACAGAGUUUGAGAAGCGCAUGUACGACAUUCGGCAUUGGCUGCACCGGCAGACUACCUGUGAGUUUCACACCAUCUACAGGAAGAACGUGGUUCACGACGCUGCGGUGUUCCCCACCGAGCAUGACCCCGCCACACCAACGACGCACGAGCACCACCGCAUGUUCUCCUUCGCCUUGGACUGGCAGAGCGCACCGGUGAAUCGGCUCAGUGUGGAUACGGUGGCUGCGGGUGAGGACUGGGACGCGGUGGCGCAGCGGCUGGGCUGCAGUGUGGAGGAUCUUAAGCGCGCCAACCCGGCGGUGGAGGUGCUCGAGGCGGGCGGCGUCGUGAACGUUCCGGCGUCUGCCACUCGCCGGCUGACAAGCUUCGGCGCGGCCCCACGCGUGCUUCCACUGCAGUCCGCGGCGGGUGGGGACCCUAUUCGCACGUGGGAGGAGGCUGCAGCCGUUCUUGACUGCACAGUGGAGGAGCUGCAGCAGGUCAACGGCCACGCCGCACUCACCUAUAAUCAAAAAGAAAAUGGCGAGGGGGAGUUUGGACCCUCCGUUACAGAGCUGAACGUUCCGCUCUCCUGCUGGGCGUCGACGCCUGAGGCGGAGUUCAGCGCGAUGGAGCUCGUGUACGCGAGUGAUACUCUCGCCACCAUCGCCGCGCGUCUCCAGUGCAGCGAGGCGGCGCUGCAGAAGGCAAACAACGGCGUCACGGACGUGUCAGGCCUGCGCGCUGUGCGGGUGCCCGCGGAGGCGAAGGCACCACGGC
Molecule: messenger RNA, 1131 nt
Organism: Trypanosoma grayi
Lineage: Eukaryota; Euglenozoa; Kinetoplastea; Trypanosomatida; Trypanosomatidae
Exons: 1
Source: RefSeq, a predicted model, not a curated record